AUGGCUGAUAUUAUUCCCCGUGUGCGUGACAUUCACACGGAGGGUGUCUGCCAGGUCCAAGGAGAUGCCGCGACGUUAAGCCCAGGACAAUCGCGCCCACCUCCGGUGUUCUACCACCCACCACCGGUCUGUGUGGACCCAUCUCCCCAUGCGAAGAUUCCUCAGGGAGCUCCAAUCACCGCUGUUCCUAUGGGAGCUCAGCAUGUCGGUCCGUUGCCCCCAGUCGGCUGCAUGCCGGGCGGCUUCUGGUCCACCACCGGAUUCUUCCCUGUUUCUCCCGAUGCGCAGCCGAUCGGCGAUAGGCAACCUCAGUUCGUUGUUCAGCCUCUUCACACUGGGCCGUUCAUCCCCAGCGGCUUCGCGAAACCGCCCUGCGUUUUUCAUCCGAGGGAGCCUAUGCCAGGUUCGUUCCCAGACCCCAACCCACGGCCCUACGACCAAGGCGGACGUAGGUCUUUCUCGAAUCCAGCCGGUGGGAACAUUAGUAUCCAGAUCCAAACUUCCUCAUGCUCCGUCUGCGGUAUCUCGAUUUCCUACAGUGAAGAUGAAGACCGGAUGGAGUGCUGCGACAGGUGCAGCUUGUGUCAGCGCGAUCGUCGUCGUGAGGAGCUCUUGGCCCAGGAAAUCGAGGCUUGGAAGGAAAAGGCUAAGAGGGAAGCCGCUGAGAGGGCGGAACGGGCGAGACUCCAGGAGGAAGCUGAAGCCAAACAGAAGGCCGAUCUUGCUGCGGAGCUUCAGAAGGCUAAGCAGGAUGCUGACGAGGCCACUGUAACUCUGAAGUAUAAACUCGAGGAAGAGGCCAAGUUGCUCAAGAAGCUGGAAGAAUCCGAGGCUGCCGCAGCUGAGGCCAGCAGAGUCUACCAGCAGGAGCUUGCCAAAGCCGAGGCUUCUGCUAAACAGGAUUUUUCUAAUCAUUUGGCCACCGAACUAGCCAAGAUCGAAGCCGCCGCAAAAGCCGACACGGCCAAGUUUAUCGCUGAUGAACUCAACAAGGCUGCGGCUAGGUCAAAGGCUGACACGGCUAAGAUUUUCGCUACCGAGGCCGAGAAACACAAGAAGGCACUGGAAGAGGCUAUCACCAGACUCACAGCUGCGCACAAAGAGGCUACCGACUCCGCUGUCUACCACAAUCAGAAUGUCGCAGCCCAGCAAGCCGAGGUCGAGCGCCGCUGGGCUGAAGCGGCUAAGGAGCAGAAAGCGGAGAUGGAGCGCCGCCGGGCUGAAGCGGCUAAGGAGCAGCAAGCUGAGAUGGAGCGCCGCUGGGCUGUCGAAGUGGCUAAGGAGCAGCAAGCGGAGAUCGAGCGCCGCUGGGCUGAGGCGGCUAAGGAACAGCAAGCCGAGGAGGCAGCUAAGCAAGCGGCUCUCAAGAAAGCUGCAGACGAUGAAGCCGCUCAGCGCGCCAUCCAGGCUCAGGCUCAGGCUGAAGAGGAGCAGCGAGUGAUCACCGAAAUCCAGAAGCAGCUGCACUUUGCACAGACGCAGUACGACGAGUUCAUAAGGAUGGAGGACGAGCAGAAUUCCAAGGAGGAAGCCGCGAGGAAGGCCAUUCAGGACGCCGAAGAGGAGCGCGAGCGCGCCGCCAUCAGGGAGAUGCUUAGCAAGGAAUUCGGGUCCGCGGAUUCGAAUGAAGACCUGACGAAGCGCCUCAAUGCCCUCAAGGUUACCGACGCCACCCAGCAGCCGCCUCGCAACCGCAGCAAAUCCCGCGGUCGCAAGGUUCACUUCAACUUGGAGAACUUCUGA
Messenger RNA from Tricharina praecox, 1743 nucleotides. RefSeq lists its product as uncharacterized. The transcript is spliced from 3 exons. Lineage: Eukaryota; Fungi; Ascomycota; Pezizomycetes; Pezizales; Pyronemataceae. The record is from RefSeq and is a predicted model, not a curated record. Bases 1 to 1743 code for a protein of 580 amino acids.